Molecule: messenger RNA, 1797 nt
Organism: Blepharisma stoltei
Lineage: Eukaryota; Ciliophora; Heterotrichea; Heterotrichida; Blepharismidae
Source: the annotation of a GenBank genome assembly
AUGUUCGCAGACAAGCUGUGCCAGCUUUGUAAAACAAAUGAAGCAGAACUUGUGUGUUUCUGUAAAAAAGUUGUACUGUGCAGUUCUUGCAUAGGAAGACAUCUCAUCUCUGACCCUUCCAGUAUGCAUAAACCUGUUCCUUUAAGCCAGAGUCAGUUGACAACAGUUCUAGCAGUCAAUUAUGAGAAGGUCCAGGCUGAGGAAUCACAAAUUAUAGCAAACCUAUCCCAAAAGCACAAUAUUUAUGUCGCAAUUCAAGAAAAGUUUGAAAAAGAAUUAAAAAUAAUUGAUGAUUUCCAAAAUCUCUCGAUCCAAUUUAUCACAGAGUUCAUAAAAAUAAUUGAAACAGACUUAUUAGCUGCUUCUGAAGAAAUCACUAAGAGAAUCAUCAAUCAAUGCGGCCUAGUCAAAUCCAAAAUGCAAGUCGAGCUCGACGAAAUUAAAAAGGCGAACUUCAAUUUUGACGAAGUUACUCGAUAUUUUUCUGAAUUCUCCACAAUAGAGCAGGUGGAAGCUUUUGAGCUCAUCACAAAACAAAUUGAUUUCACUGACUUAAACUUAAAACCUUUAAUAGAAAAGAAUUUCCUUUUCGAUAUAAAGUUUAACCCAAUCGGUGAGAAAACUCCAGAAUCUCCUUUGCUUCCUAAGCCAAAUAAAAAGUAUCAUAUAUCGCUUUCUAUCAGCGAAAAUGAUAUAGAUAACCCUGCCCUCUCUGCUCAGCAGACUCCUGUGUCGAAAAUAGGAAAAUUUAACUUAGGAGGCUCAAAGACACCAAUGGCGAAGACUGACAAAACUCCACGGUUCCCUGUUAAGAAGCAGGUUAAUAAUGUAAAAACAGUGACCACUUCCCCUAAUUUUGACAGCCCAGAAGAGUUAGAUUAUGGAUCUUAUACAGAAAGAUCGUCAACCAACACAAGCUUAAAUGCCUCGUUUAGCGAUUUUUCAAGCCAUAGAUCCCGCGUUACAGCACAGCGACUAAAAGUGUCAAGAAACGAAUUCAAAACAGUGGCAGCUACAAAAAUUAAAUUACCUGCUUUAUUAUAUUGUUUAGUUCCUGAAGUUCAAGCUGUAGCUACUUAUAACCCUGCAACUGAUGAAGUUGAAAAGCUGCCUAUUCCAAAGAGAGAAGCCUGUCUAGAAGGAGUAGGCUGGGUUCUGGCUUCAAAUAAUAUGCUUUAUUGUACUGGAGGAUUUCAGUCAACUGCGAAAAAAACAACAUGAAUUUAUAAUGUCACCACGUCUGAUAUCAAUUUAGGCCCUCCUAUGAAAAUUGGAAGAUACAAUCAUGCGACUUUGUGCUUAAAUGACACAAUUUAUGUGUUUGGAGGGCAAGGAAAUGGGAGCUUAAGAGAAUGCGAAAAACUUAAUUUGGCAGACAAAGUUUGGCAGAUCCUUGGAAAUUUAAAUAUCCCAAGAGUUGCUCCAGCUGCUUGUGUAUAUAAAGGAUAUAUUUAUAUAGGAGGAGGACAAGGCACAGACUCAAUUGAAAAGUACUUUGCUUCUAAUAACACAUUUACUAUGCUAAAAAUUAGACUGCCAACGGUGGGAAGAUGCUUAAUUGCUUCAACUCAUGACCAAAUUAUUAUCUUCCAAAAUAGGCAGGUAACGUUUAUUGACCCUGUCAAAGGAGCUGUCAAAGAUACUGUUGAAAUUCCUGAGGAUGACUGGUGAAAUCCUGGUAAUACUUUGGUCCUUGGGAGAAAUGUUUAUUUUUCCAAAAAUUAUGUUGCAUUUAGGUUCGAUUUGGACGAAAAAGUGUUAUAUCCUUUAGCAGAAUUACAUAGAAAAAUAAAUUAA